AUGGCUUCCUGUAUCAGAAAAGCCAGCCUCUGGCAUUUCCUGAGCUCUGAGGAGCAAAAAUGUGGGAUUCACAGGAAGAUAAAGAAGGUAUUCUGUGAAGUGAACAAGAGCUUACUCUGUUUGCUGUGCUCCAACUCUCAGGAGCACCAGGAUCACAGACACUGUCCCGUUGACUGGGCUGCUAAGGAAUGCGAGGAGAAGCUCAUAAAGAAAAUGCGGUUUUUAUCAGAAAAAGCUUGUGAAAAUCACAGAAACCUGAACAUGGAAACCACAAGAACCAGAGGCUGGAAGGAUUAUGUGAGUUUAAGGAUAGAAGCAAUCAGAGCUCAAUAUCAGAAGAUGCCGGCGUUUCUCCAUGAAGAAGGGCAACAUUAUUUGGAGAGGCUGCAAAAAAACGGCGAGGACAUUUUUCAGCAACUCAAUGAAAGCAAAGCCAGAAUGGAACAUUCGAGGGAGAUGUUAAGAGCAAUGUAUGAGGAGUUGAAGGAAAUGGGCUAUAAACCAGAUGUGGAACUACUUCAGGCUUUUGGAGACAUAUUAUACAGGUGUGAGUUACUGCUGCUGCAAGUGCCCAGGCCUGUGAAUCCAGAGCUCAGUACAGGGCCCAUCACUGGACUGGUGGACAAGCUCCGUGGAUUCAGAGUUGAUAUUACUCUGCAUCCUGAAAGAGCCAAUAGUCAUAUCUUUCUGCAUGGAGAUUUGAGAAGCAUGAAUGUUGGGUGUGACCCUCAAGAUGAUCCCCGUAUCACUGCAGCACCUGGAUGUUUUCUUUCAUGGGGUGCUCAGACUUUCACAUUUGGAAAAUAUUACUGGCAGGUUCACGUGGGGGACUCUUGCAAUUGGGCUUUUGGAGUCUGUAACAAUUAUUGGAAAGAGAAGAGACAGAAUGACAAGAUAGAUGAAGAGAAGGGACUCUUUCUUCUUGGAUACGUUAAGGAGGAUGUUCACUGCAGUCUCUUUACCACUUCCCCACUUGUGGUACAAUACGUUCCAAGACCUACCAACGAAGUAGGAGUAUUCCUGAAUUGUGAAGAUAGAACCGUGAGCUUUGUUGAUGUUGAUAAAAGUUCCCUUAUACACACUAUCACUAAUUGCUCCUUCUCACCUCCUCUCAGGCCUAUCCACUGCUGUAGUCACUUCUGAACAGAGACAAAUCAGAAAGGUGCCCCCAUGCUAUGGGAGCAACUUUAUCUCAGGAAGCUCUCUUUUUGUGCCUCAUCAAAGAGGACAAAUAAUUUAUAAUUAAUGUCUUUAGUUGCCUUCUAAUGUCAAAAGGCUCAAUAUUAUUUCUGUUGAAUGAAAACA
Molecule: messenger RNA, 1305 nt
Organism: Sapajus apella (tufted capuchin)
Lineage: Eukaryota; Metazoa; Chordata; Mammalia; Primates; Cebidae
Product: tripartite motif-containing protein 51-like
Exons: 6
Coding region: 1-1143 (380 amino acids)
Molecular function (GO): protein binding; zinc ion binding
Source: RefSeq, a predicted model, not a curated record